AUGGCACUAGUGAGGAGGUUCAUCGUCGAGGAGAAAGGCAAAGCCCCCACGGAAGAGCCGGAGGUGCCUCCGCUGAAGAGGGGGCGCGGCCGCCCUCACAAGUCCACCAUGACAUCCACGGGGGUUUCCCAGGGGCGCGAAUGCGCCCCGCUGGGGAUCCGCAUCGGCUCCAGCACCCGUGGGAGGAAUUCUUCCCGUGAAAGCGGUCGCGGGAUCCGCAGAGCCGAGGCCGAGGGGGAAGUGGCUUCGGGAGGCAAGACGCCGCCUUCGUCAUCAGAGUUCUCGGCUGCCGCAGGCGACCAUGAUGACGCAACUGCACCCUGGCAUCUUGAGGACGUCGUAGCCAUGGUAGGUUGCAGCCAUGAACUUGGCGAGGGCACGAUGGCCGGGCUACUCUCUGUCAAGGCCGUCGCGCUCGCCGCCGUGCUUGCUGCCGCGUAUGCCUCUUGCGCCGCCGCCGAGCAGCCGGGGGCGGCGGACCUCGACGCCUCCGCCGUGUCUUACAGCUCCGCGUGGCUUCCGGCCAGAGCGACCUGGUACGGAGCGCCCAACGGCGCCGGGCCCGACGACAACGGCGGCGCGUGCGGCUUCAAGCACGUGAACCAGUACCCCUUCUCCUCCAUGACCUCCUGCGGCAACCAGCCCCUGUUCAAGGACGGCAAGGGCUGCGGCUCCUGCUACCAGAUACGGUGCAGCGGCGACAAAUCCUGCUCCGGCAAAAUCGAGACGGUGAUGAUCACGGACAUGAACUACUACCCGGUGGCGCAGUACCACUUCGACCUGAGCGGCACGGCCUUCGGCGCGCUGGCCAAGCCGGGGCUCAACGAGAAGCUGCGCCACUCGGGCAUCAUCGACAUCCAGUUCCGGCGGGUGCCCUGCAACUUCCCGGGCCUCAAGAUCAACUUCCACGUGGUGGACGGCUCCAACGCGGUGUACCUGGCGGUGCUGAUCGAGUACGAGGACAUGGACGGCGACGUGAUCCAGGUGGACAUGAAGGAGGCCAACUCCGGGUCGUGGACGCCGAUGCGCGAGUCCUGGGGCUCCAUCUGGCGGAUGGACUCCAACCAUCGCCUCCAGGGGCCCUUCUCCAUGCGCAUCACCAGCGACUCCGGCAAGAAGCUGGUGGCCAACAACGUCAUCCCGGCCAACUGGAGGCCCAACACCGACUACCGCUCCUUCGUCCAGUUCAGCUGAUCCGAGUCCGACCGGCCCAUGGGCGGCCACGUGCGGCUGCAUCAUGCGUGCAUGCGCUCUGGCGGUCUGGCCCCUCUGCUGGCUACGUACAAUUAAUCGCUCGGCCGAUCGAAAUCAUUUGCCUUA
This is a messenger RNA of Triticum dicoccoides, 1320 nucleotides long. Its product is annotated as expansin-B6-like. The transcript is spliced from 5 exons. NCBI's taxonomy places the organism in Eukaryota, Viridiplantae, Streptophyta, Magnoliopsida, Poales, Poaceae. The coding region runs from base 1 to 1194 and encodes 397 amino acids. Gene Ontology annotation, biological process: sexual reproduction. Gene Ontology annotation, cellular component: extracellular region. The record is from RefSeq and is a predicted model, not a curated record.